AUGUCUUCCGUAGUUAAACUUGAACCCUUAUCAGGUGUCAAGGAUGAAGGACCACUAUGUUAUUUAUUACAGAUAGAAGAAACUUAUUUAUUAUUGGAUUGUGGUUGGGACGAUAAAUUUGACAUGGCUUACAUAGAAUCUAUAAAAUCUCGCGCAUCUCAGAUUUCUGCUGUGCUGAUUACACAUCCUGAUCAGCCUCAUUUAGGCGCUUUAGCGUAUCUUGUUAAAUACUGUGAUUUAACGGCACCGAUUUAUUGCACGGUUCCUGUAUAUAAAAUGGGCAUGAUGUUCAUGUAUGACUGGAUUAAUAGUCUCAUCAGCGUUGAAAAUUUUGAGUUAUUCACACUUGAUGAUGUGGAUGUGGCAUUUGACAGAAUACAGAAGCUGAAAUUCAACCAAACAGUGCCACUUCGAGGUGAUAGCCAGAUUAAAAUCACUGCUCUGCCAGCUGGACAUAUGAUCGGUGGUGCUAUGUGGCGAAUUACUCGGCACGAUGAGGAGGACAUUAUUUAUGCAGUAGACUAUAAUCACAAAAAAGAACGUCAUCUGAAUGGAUGCUCUUUUGACACUAUUUUGAGACCCUAUCUGUUGAUCACGGACUCUUUGAAUGCCCUCUACACACAGCCUAGGAGAAAAGAGCGAGAUGAACAAUUAGUCACUACCAUUUUGAAAACAGUACGCCAGAAUGGCGACUGCGCCAUAGUGAUAGAUACAGGAGGUCGUGUGCUGGAGAUUGCUCACCUACUUGGAUCAACUAUGGGCAAAUACGCAAUCCGGUCUGCAGAAGUACAAUCUAGUAAUGAUGAGUCAUGUUGCCGCGUCUGUAGUCGAAUUCGCAAAAUCUCAAGUGGAAUGGAUGUCAGACAAGGUUUUGAAGUAUGGGUUUUACUUGAGAACCUUGAACCCCAGGUGGAACAGAAGCUAAACCUUACUCACCCUCAGGGCUGGGAACGUUAG
This is a messenger RNA of Ostertagia ostertagi, 957 nucleotides long. NCBI's taxonomy places the organism in Eukaryota, Metazoa, Nematoda, Chromadorea, Rhabditida, Trichostrongylidae. The record is from the annotation of a GenBank genome assembly.